AUGACCGUGAAUGGGCCUGUUUUUGUUUCCAUGGCAGCUGGGGCCCCAGCACUGGCCCUGGAAGUGGCGCAAACACAAACCACACUGAGCAUGUUGUGCUUCGGCCGCACUGCAACUCAGAGGGAGGCGGCGGUCGGGCCCAAGACACACUCCCUGGGUGGUCUGGCCGGUGAAUGUUUAUGAUAUAACCCAACCCAAUCCAACUGGCUUGUUUAAGGGAAUUGGGAAUGAUUUACAAGAGCUGCUACAGCUAGGAAAAGGAAAUCAGAGGAAAUCACAGUAGAGCUUCAAGUCUGUGGCAGCCUUCUGGUUCAGGCAGGGCCUUCUCUCUAUCUCUUUAUUCUCAUUAUGACCCUAAAAUAGUUAUUUACAUCAAUACCUUUGAUUGACAAAAUGGUCAGUCUUUGAUUGUCAUGAUCCAGGGCUCAGUGGAUUUGCAAUGGGUUAUGAAGUUGUGAAGUCUUGCAUCUGCAUUUCCAUAAUUUUGCAUCUAACUAAUUUCCCACAGAAAGAUGAAAGACCAAUCUUAUUAGUGACAAGUUUUUUUUCUUGUACUUUCUGAAAAUAGAAUGCCAUGUGUGGAGUCUGUGUGUAGAGGUUGAAAUUGAUCUGUAAGAAAAUACUAAUACUCUCAAGUUGCACAGUAUGCCAACAUAGUAGAUCUAACUUUUGGAAAUAAGUUAUUAAAUCAAUCAGUCAUGGGGUCAUUCCAAUCAGUCUUGGAAUCAUUGCCCUGCAUCCAGGGUGUCUAUUGGAUAACCAUAUAAAAAACAUAUCUGAUAUUUUCAAAGCACUCACAUUUGUUUUGGAGGUAUAGCACAGCAAGAAAAUAGCAUGGUCUUAUAAUACCUUUUAUAAACAUUAAUUUACCAUUUUAAGACACUUCCUUGGUCUGUACUUUGUGCCAGAAUACUGAAAAACACAUGUUCUACUAGUCACAUUAAUAUAAGUUACAUUACAUGACCAAAAGUAUGUGGACACCUGCUCGUCGAACAUCUCCUUCCAAAAUCAUGGGCAUUAGUUUGGAGUUGGUCCCCCCUUUGCUGCUAUAACAGCCUCCACUCUUCUGGGAAGGCUUUCCACUAGAUGCUGGAACAUUGCUGUGGGGACUUGUUUCCAUUCAGCCACAAGCGCAUUAGUGAGGUCGGGCACUGAUGUUGGGCGAUUAGGCCUGGCUCUCAGUCGGUGUUCCAAUUCAUCCCAAAGGUGUUCGAUGGGUUUGAGGUCAGGGCUCUGUACAGGCCAGUCAAGUUCUUCCACACCGAACUCGACAAACAAUUUCUGUAUGGACCUCGCUUUGUGCACUGGGGCAUUGUCAUGCUGAAACUGGAAAGGGCCUUCCCCAAAAUGUUGCCACAAAGUUGGAAGCACAGAAUCAUCUAGAAUGUCAUUGUAUGCUGUAGUGUUAAGAUUUAUCUUCACUGUAACUAAGGGGCCUAGCCCGAACCAUGAAAAACAGCCCCAAACCAUUAUUCCUCCUCCACCAAACUUUACAGUUGGCACUAUGCAUUCGGGCAGAUAGCGUUCUCCUGGCAUCCGCCAAACCCAGAUUCAUCUGUCGGACUGACAGAUGGUGAAGCAUGAUUCAUCACUCCAAAGAACGUGUUUCCACUGCUCCACAGUCCAAUGGCGGCAAGCUUUACACCACUCCAGCUGACGCUUGGCAUUGCUCCUGGUGAUCUUAGGCUUGUGUGCAGCUGCUCGGCCAUGGAAACCCAUUUCAUGAAGCUCCCGACGAACAGUUCUUGUGCUAAGUUGCUUCCAGCUUCAGUUUGGAACUUGGUAGUGAGUGUUGCAACCGAGGACAGACGAUUUUUACGCGCUACACGCUUCAGCACUUGCCGGUUCCGUUCUGUGAGCUUGUGUAGCCUACCACAUCAAGGCUGAGUUGCUCAUAGACGUUUCCACUUCACAAUAACAGCACUUACAGUUGACCGGGGCAGCUCUAGCAUGGCAGAAAUUUGACAAACUGACUUGUUGGAAAGGUGGCAUCCUAUGACGGUGCCACGUUGAAAGUCACUGAGCUCUUCAGUAAGGCCAUUCUACUGCCAAUGUUUGUCUAUGGAGAUUGCAUGGCUGUGUGCUUGAUUUUAUACACCUGUCAGCAACGGGUGUGGCUGAAAUAGCCAAAUCCACUAAUUUGAAGGGGUGUCCACAUACUUUUGUAUAUAGUGUAUCAACAGGACCUCCUUUUGUUUUGGGGCAGACAUGUGGAAUAUCAUGAUCAUGUUGUAAAAAGGUAAGGGGGUUAUCUCACAGAGUGUCAGUGCUAUGGGUUGACUUUUAUGACAGCCUUAAUUUCAGCCAGAACACUUUUUUAUGACGAGGGAUGCCACCUGCAUGUAGAAAACACCUAGUAAAGGGUGGUUGAUGGGAAGGGCAAUUUUUUGUAGGAGCAUGUCAUGUUAGCCAGGUUUGAAUAAUGAAGAUCUUUUGUCCAUGGCUUGUAUACCCUCUCAGAUGAAUACAUGCUCCUGUAUUCUACACCCAUUUUGAGUUACACAGCCAGUCCAAAGUUAGCCUCUCAUGGGAUCAUCAGGGUCAGAUUCUUAUAAAAUUUCAGACAAAGUAAAAAGUCAUACUUGGAUGUUAUGCAGAGUUGUACUAUAUAUUUUUUUAAUUUAUUUGCAUGUCAAAGUUAAACACUUGAAAGUUUAAGAUGAAACAAGGUUAACUGUCCCUUUUUGAUAGGCUACCAUAAGGUGGUUUUGAAAAUAUUUUUCAGGGAUAAACUAAUUAUUUAUGCCUUCCAUAUCAUUAAAAUUAAAUGUGUGUUUAGCUUGUGAUAAAAAUGUUAAUACUGUACUAGUAAUAUUUGUUUGUGAUCGUUAAAUGGGAUUUUGUUGGCAAAAUAUCAGUGGUUCAGUUGUGUACCUCUCUAUUGAGGAGGUAGACUACUACAUUAUAUGCCAGUUGGCAAACUUUGCUCCCAUCAUCAACACAUGAUUAUCCGGGUGGUCUAAUAGCUGUUUUUCACCACAGUAAACAUUCUUGUGUCUGAGCAGCGCUAUGUCAAGGUGACCAGAAGGAGUUUCAAAUGUUUUCUCAUAGUUAAGUCACUGAACAUUUACAAAGUUACACUGUAUAAAUGAAGAACAACAGCAAAGGUGCUGGACGAGAGGUAAGAAAUGUCCAUUUAACAGCAAUGUCUGUUAGUGUUCACUCUUUUUCUCCCUCUCUCCCUUUUUCUCCCUCUCUUCAGAGUGAACUGCAGCAGCCUGUCCUGUUAUUCCAAUGUUUCCUCUACAGGCAGCUACCAAUGAAGCUCAUCUCCCGUCCAGAGAAAACAAAGCCAAGCCACAUUCCCAGCGUUCAAUUUGCUGUUACAUCGGAGGUCUGUGAAUUGGGGUUUGGGCUCUGUCUGGAGGAGCUGGGUGGCUGGUAAUCUGCACUGGUGGGGGCCUCAGCCUGGCCUGGAAAUUACUGGUGUGAAUCCUUACAGAUGUAGGAUCUUAACUUGAUCACUCUUUUGUUGCUGAGAAUUGUCCUGCACUACAGGAAAUACAAAUGUAUAGUGUAUUUGAGUUUUAAAAAGUAUUCUAAAGUUCUACUUUGAAAAUUCAGACUGGAUUUGCCCUUACGAAAAAUGUAUCAACCCCUAGAAAAAUGUCCAUUCAUUAUAAUCCACAUAAUCAUUCACAUUUCGUCUUGCUGCAGGAAUAUUUUCCUGCUGUAGCAAACUGGCUCCAAUUAAUAUCCUACAUCUGUAGGAAUGCUCUCCAUGUAAAGACACACACAGUACAUGUUCAGCUUUCCUUUCCUAAAAAUAGAUUUUUUAAAUGAUAAAAUCAUGAUAAUAAACUUAAUAGAAACAUUUAAAAACAUCAACGUUUUCAAAUGAGCAGGUCAACAAAAUAGCAAAUGAACAUGGUGAUAGCCUAGAUAAAAAUCUGUGAUAGGACAGGAUAAAACAGCAGAAAUGUGAAAAAGCCAAAAGUGAUCUCAUUCUCACAAAAACAAACUACAAACAUCUUGAUGAUGAUGGUUAUGAUGAUGAUGAUGGUAAUGAUAAUGACGCUAGCGUUGUUUUUUACUGUGUAAAUCCUGAAUUGUUAUAUUCUGACCAAUGACUGCAGGUAGGAACUGUAUAUACACCGGCUCUAGUUUUCUCCCGGACUGAUUUCAUCAAUGGUAGCAAAGUGUCAUCAUACAAGCUUGCAUUCCGCUAGUCAGUUUAUCGAACUGUCUCUAAUAUUGUUUUAUUAUUUGACUAAAAGUUAUUACAACGUAUCGGUGAAGGUCUUUACAUAUUAUAAUAAGAUCACGAUAUUUUAUAUCUCGGUUGAGGCUGUGUAACCUUUCAGGAUUAAGAGCUCUUGGGUAGCUAGCUUGUAAACAGUGACAGUACAGCGCUGUCAUUUGGGUGACAAGCGUGUUGCUGCUGAAUAAACCAGUUGACGUUAUCCAACAGGUAGGUCACGCAUGUGAUUUGCUUAAUCUACUACUAGGAGUCAUAACCUGACAAUUUGGUAUUACUUUUUGCACGUAUUGAAUCAAUUUGUGUGCUUGCUUUGGCCGGAUCACGUUUUUGGGAUAAUGCAAGAAUUUGCUAACUGUAUGGUGUCAACAAGAGAGCAAGUCUGGUUAUCAGUACAAUCAUGUUGAUGUGGUCACAUAAAUUGGACCCGUGUGUGUGUGUGUGUGUGUGUGUGUGUGUGUGUGUGUGUGUGUGUGUGUGUGUGUGUGUGUGUGUGUGUGUGUGUGUGUGUGUGUGUGUGUGUGUUCCAGGUGUAUAACAGCAGAUGGAGCUGCAGGCGGUAUUGAUGGCCGCUGGUGGUGGGUCUCGUAUGAUGGACCUGACCUACAACACCCCCAAACCUCUGCUACCUGUAGGGAACAAGCCCCUCAUCUGGUACCCCCUCAACCUGCUGGAGAGAGUGGGGUUUGAAGGUAAUAUUCUCUACAUUUAUGGCUUGAUCCAAUCAAACCCACUUUGGUGUAUUACAGUUGCACAUUUUUUCAUGGUUUUGUGUACUACAACAACCAGUUAGACAGCCUCACUGGUAGAUGCUUCCCGUUUUCAGAAUAAGAGUUGCAUGUGUGUGGGCAGUAUCAGUAGUUUGUAAGCAAUGGCCCAUUAAAUGUCACUUAGAGACUGUCAAUAAAAAGUACUGCUCUAGUGCUCUCAGUUGCAGAGCCAUUAUUUCUAAAAGGGCAUAUACCACCUUUACAAUACCAUGGCCUCCUACUCCUAGAUGCGUUACAUAGUAUUUGUUUCACAUAAGGAGGAGUUGGCCUAUAGCCUAGCUAACAUGUUUUUUGGUGUACGUGAGUUUAGCUAACAUACUUAAACAUUGCAGUUAAGACCAAGUGAAUGCAUGGGUACUGUAGACCUAUUUACAGUGUUUAUAGGUCCAGGCUGUGGUCAGUUUGCUGCCAGGCCUCACCAGUCAGGCUACAUUUGGGUAAUGAUAAGUCAAAGGUAAUUGUUGGGGGAUAAAUGACAGAUUGUUAUAGAGACUACUAUUUUCCCCUCUAAUCAUAUGCCUCAGGGCUUGAUAUAGGACUCCUUUCGGCCUAGUUGUAACUUUCAUAGCCAUCCACUGUGGUCUGGGAAAGCUGUUCUUUGCCACCUGUGUGCUUCAGUAAAGUGUACGUCAGGGCCCUCCACUGGAGUAUCAAUCUUCUAGAAGGUGUGGUGUGUCUGGUUAGGAGUGAGUUGGUUUUUUGAGGGAUUUUUUUUUGAGUUCCUCAUUAUCCUUAGUGUUGAAGUAGCCUACAGUGAGGUUUUAUCUUACAAAAAAAGCUCAAGCUAACUGCUAUUGUUGUUAAUAGGAGUCCAGUUUCACUAAUUAGUGCAGACAAAUAGGCUAUAGGGAGUUUGCAAAUGGAGAUAAUGUAGCGAAAGUUUACGUACUAUCCCACCUGGAAUACUUAGUCUAGUCAGAGCCCUUCCAGUCCCUAUAGUAACUUCAUGUGUGGCAGUACUUACUGUGAGAAGCCAACUAGUAAGGCCCUGCAAUUAGAUUUUACAAGGCUAAAUAACGCAACAGUAAGCAAACUAGUUUGGAUGAAACAUUUAUACAGUCAAGACUCCCUUACAAGACUUCCUUGCAAUGUUCUCGUUGUGUAUAUAAAUCUCUUUAGAAAAUACCUCACAAGCAUGGUUUCCAUUUUAAGUGUAAGCACAUUGUCUAAUAUGUUCGGUCAUGGUCAUCUGUCCCAUUUGUUUGACUGGGUUUAGUCUUUCUAAAUGUCUUUAUUUGUCCUCUAUAGAGGUAAUUGUCAUCACAACCAAAGAGGUGCAGAAGAUGAUCAGCACAGACCCCAAGAUGAAGCUGGAUGUGAAGAUGAAGUUAGACGUGGUGUGUAUCCAGGAGGAUGCUGACAUGGGCACCGCAGACGCCCUCAGACACAUCCAGCAGAAAGUCAAGGUGGGUCAAAUGGCACCCUGCAAUUUGGGACGCAUACAUAGACAGUUGAUCUCAUAG
This is a messenger RNA of Coregonus sp. 'balchen', 6431 nucleotides long. Lineage: Eukaryota; Metazoa; Chordata; Actinopteri; Salmoniformes; Salmonidae. The record is from the annotation of a GenBank genome assembly.